Molecule: messenger RNA, 2600 nt
Organism: Coccinella septempunctata (seven-spotted ladybird)
Lineage: Eukaryota; Metazoa; Arthropoda; Insecta; Coleoptera; Coccinellidae
Product: coronin-2B-like
Exons: 8
Coding region: 398-2014 (538 amino acids)
Biological process (GO): actin filament organization
Molecular function (GO): actin filament binding
Source: RefSeq, a predicted model, not a curated record
CAGAAUUGACUGACUUUGACGUGAUGAAAAUUGAAAGCUCGCCUCAUACGAAAGCUGGACGGCCUGUCAGACUGUCGUAUGACUUAUUUUCGACGAGUUCAUUCAACCGAACGUGAAGAUCGAAGACAGUGUUACGAGAAAAAACAUACAACAGCAUCCGCGCUUUGUUUCUUCCCCGCAACCGCAUCAUCAGAGUAGACGACAGACGGAUUCGUUGAAUUUAGCUAUGAUUAAUGAGAGUGAUGUCGAUCCCUCGCCAAAAUUGAACGUUAACAGUGACAAGUUCAACACCAUCGAUAAGAGAUCGUGCUCUAGACCAACUGCAAGGUCGCUUUGACUCAGCCGCAUGGUAGAAAAAUCGUUGUUUUGUGAUUUAUUUUGCUGAUACUGUCGGAGAAUGACUAAUUCACAGGUUUGGUUCAGAGGUGUGAGGAGCUCUAAAUUCAGACAUGUAUACGGGGAGCCAGCAAAAAGGGACAAGUGUUACGACAACGUCAACGUCACGAAAAACGCCCACGACUCUCAGUUCUGCGCUGUGAACCCCAAAUUCAUCGCGAUUGUGACCGAAGUUGCUGGAGGUGGCGCUUUUGUGGUCAUCCCCAUAGACUGCACUGGGAGGCUGGAUUUCAAUGCCAGCAAGGUAACUGGGCACAAAGGCCCUGUCUUGGAUAUCAAAUGGAACCCGUUCAAUGAUAACGUUAUAGCUUCAGCAUCGGAUGACUGCACUAUCAAAUUAUGGCACAUCCCAGAUUCUGGUCUCUCCCAUCACCUGACAGACUGGUUGGUAGAGCUUCAAGGACACAAGAGAAGAGUGUCUUACAUCGACUGGCAUCCCACAGCCGAAAAUAUCUUGUUCAGCGUUGGAUUCGACCAUAUGAUCAUCGUGUGGAACAUAGAGAAAGGGGAAGCUGUCAACGUCAUAGACUGUCAUCCGGACGUCAUUUACUCGAUGACCAUCAACAGGGACGGCAGUUUGAUAGCGACGACGUGCAAAGACAAGCAGCUGAGGGUGAUUGAACCAAGAUCGGGCAUAGUGAAAUCGGCGGGGUUCUGCCAUAUGGGCUCGAAGGCCAGCAAGGUGACUUUCCUGGGUACCAGUGGCCGUCUAUUGACCACCGGUUUUUCGCGGCAUUCCGACAGACAGUACGCGGUGUGGGACCAAAACGAUUUGGGCAAAGAAUUGUUUUCCGACACCGUUGACAGUUCGUCGGGCGUUGUGUUUCCAUUCUAUGACUACGACACGAACGUUGUCUUUCUGGCCGGGAGGGGGGAUGGUAACAUAAGGUAUUACGAGGUGACUGACGAGUACCCCUACGUGCAUUUCUUGAAUCAAUUCCUAUCUGGAUCUCCACAGAGGGGUCUAGGGGUGAUGCCUAAGAGGGGACUGAACACGUCUAUUUGUGAAAUAUACAGGUUCUACAAACUCCACGCUACCAAGGGUAUUUGCGAGCCGGUCAGCAUGAUAGUACCACGCAAGAGUGACCAGUUCCACGAGGACAUCUAUCCGCAUACGGCUUCUUCGAAGCCUGCCCUCACUGCCCAAGAAUGGAUAAGAGGAUGCAACGCCAUGCCUGUUUUGGUCUCGAUGAAGACAGGCGACAAUAUACAACACCAGUUCCCGAAAAAACAAAAAUUGACUUCAGCGAUCAUCGAGCCGCCUGCGAUGAACAACAACAGGAAAAAAUUCGCCUUUCUCUCCACCGAGACCACCCCAGAUUACCGACCGAAGGAUCUGCUGAACGAAAAAAAUUUAAAAACCAACACUAACCAGACCACGAAGUUCCAAGAGCUCCAGCAGAUUUUUGGUCAUGUGGAAGUGACCAACGAGAUUCCCCUGAUCAAGGACAUCACGAAUAACGCGGAGAACAUAACGGAAAACGACCUCAAGGCCGCCUACAAGCAACUGUCGGACGAGGUGAGGAAGAUGAGAAAAAUAAUCUCGCAGAAAGACAGAAGAAUAAAGGAAUUAGAGGAGACGGUUAAGAAACUACAGAGCAAUAAGAACCAAAACUAAGGUCUGUUUCAGUUUAAACUUGUUUAUAUAGUUUAAUUUUUUACUUCUUUGUAUAUUUUGUAUUAAAAUGUGAUAAUCGUAUUAGUUGACUUUAGAUUUUAUAUUUGUUUUAUUUAUUAAUCGUUAAUUUCGAUUUUUAUCUUAAUUCAGAUUUUUCAUGGUGAUAAAACCAUUCCAGUUAUUGAAUAAAACAAAUGAUAUAUGCGCUUUAAUUGAAAAAGUCUCAAAAGCUAGCGUACAAAAACGUUUUCGACAAGCUUAUUUUUAUAGCUUGAAAUUUUUGUAGCAUAGUCAUAGGAUAUAUUUUUUUACAUUGAUAAGCCGAGAUAAGCAUAUAUGUUCUACUUUAAUACAACAUCAUCAUUGUAAUACUUUAGUAAAAAUUAAAAUUUUACACAUUCAACUUUGAUGAAAGCUUGUUCAGCCAAUCUUUGAGAAGCUUUUUAUCCGUUGUUCAAUUAUUGAUGAAUUUUUAGUGAAAGCUUAGCUUAUCUGAAGUUUGUAUUGAAUUUCCUCGUCUUGUUCGAAGAUUUAUAACAUUCUCGAUGUUGCUAUAGUGAAAUUUGAAUAAAAGUUUUAUUUUCCA